AUGUCCCAGCCGGAUUCACGGAAUGUCGAAGUGAAGGCUAGACUCGGGAGUGAUGAGAAUUUCAAUCGAUGCGUGGAAAUCGCGAAGAAGAUCUGCUCAUCCGAAGGAGAAAUCAUCAAGCAACACGAUGUCUUCUUCAAUGCCACAAAAGGACGUCUAAAGCUGCGAUUCCUGGAGAAUACCCCAUCGCAGCUGGUGCAGUAUUCCCGGCCAGAUACAGAGGGUGCAAAGUUAUCCUGCUUCAAGAUUCUCGAAGUCACUGAACCUGAGUUGCUAAAAACAAUCCUGGAUGAGAGUAUUGGCACAAAGGGAGUGGUGAAGAAGACCCGAAUGCUCUUCUGGUACAAUCAAACGCGUAUUCAUCUGGACAAAGUUGAGGAUUUGGGGAAUUUCUUUGAACUGGAAGUUUGUCUCCAUCCAGAGCAGCAAGUUGAGGAAGGAACCAAAAUUGCCAAUGAGCUUGUUGAAAUUUUCAAAAUUAACCAGGAAGAUUUGAUUGCUGGUGCCUAUCUUGAUCUUCUUCUCAAAGAUUAAAGAACAUUACAUUUUCCAUCUAA
Molecule: messenger RNA, 557 nt
Organism: Lutzomyia longipalpis
Lineage: Eukaryota; Metazoa; Arthropoda; Insecta; Diptera; Psychodidae
Exons: 2
Coding region: 1-534 (177 amino acids)
Source: RefSeq, a predicted model, not a curated record